Messenger RNA from Numida meleagris (helmeted guineafowl), 1598 nucleotides. RefSeq names its product solute carrier family 7 member 10 (gene SLC7A10). Lineage: Eukaryota; Metazoa; Chordata; Aves; Galliformes; Numididae. The transcript is spliced from 11 exons. Gene Ontology annotation, cellular component: membrane. Gene Ontology annotation, biological process: D-alanine transmembrane transport; D-serine transmembrane transport; amino acid transmembrane transport. The record is from RefSeq and is a predicted model, not a curated record. Gene Ontology annotation, molecular function: neutral L-amino acid transmembrane transporter activity; L-amino acid transmembrane transporter activity. The coding region runs from base 1 to 1551 and encodes 516 amino acids.
AUGCGCGCGGCGCGGGGCAGCGCGGGGCAGAGCGGCGCGGGCACGAUGGCCGGCGGGGAACAGCGCGGCGCGCCCGGCGGCCCCGAGCGGGUGGCGCUGAAGAAGGAGAUCGGGCUGCUCAGCGCCUGUGCCAUCAUCAUCGGUAACAUCAUUGGUUCUGGGAUCUUUAUUUCACCGAAAGGGGUUUUGGAGCACACUGGCUCAGUGGGACUGGCUCUCAUUAUUUGGGUGCUCGGCGGCGGGGUCGCUGCCCUGGGAUCACUGUGUUACGCUGAGCUGGGAGUUACCAUCCCCAAAUCAGGAGGGGACUAUUCCUACGUCACAGAGAUCUUCGGCGGGUUAGCUGGGUUUCUGCUGCUCUGGAGUGCGGUGCUAAUCAUGUACCCUACAAGUCUGGCUGUCAUAUCGCUGACCUUCUCAAACUAUGUCCUGCAGCCCGUGUUCCCUAAUUGUAUUCCCCCCUAUAAUGCCUCCAGGAUCCUGUCCAUGGUGUGUUUACUACUCCUGACCUGGGUGAACAGCUCCAGCGUUCGAUGGGCAACGCGCAUUCAGGAUAUAUUUACAGCAGGAAAACUCUUAGCCUUGGCCCUUAUCAUUACUGUGGGCUUCAUACAGAUCUUUAAAGGAAACUAUGAAGAGCUGACACCGAGCAAAGCAUUCAAUUUUUGGAUGACUCCGUCCGUGGGGCACUUAGCGUUAGCUUUUCUUCAAGGGUCGUUUGCGUUCAGUGGCUGGAACUUCUUGAACUAUGUAACAGAAGAGCUGGUUGAUCCCCGCAGGAACCUACCUCGUGCCAUAUUCAUAUCCAUCCCAUUGGUGACAUUUGUGUAUACGUUCACCAACAUUGCAUAUUUCACUGCCAUGUCACCCCAAGAGCUCUUGUCCUCCAACGCUGUGGCGGUAACAUUUGGUGAAAAGUUACUGGGCUAUUUUUCCUGGGUUAUGCCAGUCUCAGUGGCCCUAUCUACAUUUGGAGGAAUAAAUGGAUACCUUUUUACCUCAUCAAGGUUAUGUUUCUCUGGUGCCCGAGAAGGCCACUUGCCAAGCUUGCUUGCCAUGAUCCAUGUGAAGUACUGCACACCCAUCCCUGCCCUGCUCGUCUGUUGUCUGGCCACUCUUAUCAUCAUGCUUGUUGGAGACACGUACACACUAAUCAACUAUGUGUCAUUUAUUAACUACCUCUGCUAUGGAGUGACAAUUAUAGGCCUGAUCGUGUUACGCUGGAAGAAACCCAAAAUCUUCAGACCUAUUAAGGUGAACCUCCUCAUCCCCAUCACUUACCUGGCAUUUUGGGCAUUUCUGCUGGUCUUCAGCCUAUACUCUGAGCCAGUUGUCUGCGGAGUCGGACUCAUUAUCAUUUUAACUGGAGUACCCGUGUUUUUUCUUGGAGUCUACUGGAGAAAUAAACCAAAGUGUGUAAAUAGGCUAAUAGAGUCGGUGACGUGCUGGGGACAGAAGCUGUGUUUCGUGGUGUACCCCCAGGGUGGGGCAGCUGAGGAGCCCACUACCCACUGCCACCUGCCUGCCAGCGACAUGUCCCCAAGGAAAUAGCGGAACAGCCUCUGGGCGCUGAGGGGGCUUCUUGUUUACACGCUCAU